Topomyia yanbarensis is the source of this 2504-nucleotide messenger RNA. RefSeq names its product adipocyte plasma membrane-associated protein Hemomucin (gene Hmu). Gene Ontology annotation, molecular function: strictosidine synthase activity. The record is from RefSeq and is a predicted model, not a curated record. Gene Ontology annotation, biological process: biosynthetic process. The transcript is spliced from 4 exons. The coding region runs from base 272 to 1969 and encodes 565 amino acids. NCBI's taxonomy places the organism in Eukaryota, Metazoa, Arthropoda, Insecta, Diptera, Culicidae.
GCCGUGUCAUCAAUCGUUUUUCAUCCGUGUACGAGCAAGGUGUGACGUUAGGAAAUAGCUGGAAAUGGUCUUGAUGGCCAUGUACUUUUAAAUGGUGAAAAAAGUUUCAACACAUGAUCAAACGAAGCGGAUAGUUUACAACCAAAAUCGAUCAUAUUUGGAACCCUUAGUUUUCGGUUCUUCCCGGUAGAAAAAGCUUGAUUCUUGGUUGGUUGAUGGUAAAGCCGGUUGCGACGUAACACUACAGCAAAGAAAACAAAAAAGCGACGGGAUGGGGCUUCUGUACAAGAUACGGGUUAGGUUGCUCAAUUUUCUGAUUUUCUUCUUCCUGAUUGCACUGAUGCCUGGAUUACCACCGAAGACUACGUUCCCGUUCGAAGGUUUUAGCAUACCGCCGCUAAAGGAACUCAAAGGUGGUUUGGAGCCCAAUAACCAUCUGGACAAUGCCGAGCGUCUUUUCGAGGGCAAACUGUACGGACCGGAAACACUGCUAGUACGCGGGAAAGAUCUGUACGUUUCGGUACAUGGUGGAGAGAUUUACCGCAUCAAUGGUCCGCACAUAACACAUGUAGCGAAGCUGGGAAAACCUUGCGAAUAUUCUUUCGAGGAAAAUGUCUGCGGUCGUCCCCUGGGGAUUGCUUUUGAUACUCAAAGCGACAGCUUGAUAGUAGCGGAUGCCUACUACGGAAUUUGGCUGGUGGAAUUGACAACCGGUGAUAAAAAACAGCUGGUGUCGCGUGAUGUGGUCCUUGAUGGCAAAGUAGUCAAAAGAAAGGCUCGCCUCUUCAACAGUGUAGCAGUGGCCAAGAAUGGGGACAUCUAUUGGACCGAAUCAACGUCUGACGUUGAUUUGGAGGAUGGCGUUUACACGAUAUUUGCAAAUCCAUCAGGCCGACUGUUCCAUUUUGAUCGGAAAACAAAGAAGAAUACGGUUCUGUUGGACAAACUGUAUUUCGCGAACGGUGUUGCGUUAAGCCCUCAAGAAGAUUUUGUUUUGGUAGUUGAGACAAUGGCAUCGCAGAUCCGACGAGUCUACCUGAAGGGACCGAAAGCGGGAACCGACGAUGUGUUCAUUGAUGGUCUGCCUGGUUUGCUAGAUAAUCUGGUCGCCGAUGAUGAGGGUUUGUGGGCUCCUCUUGUCCUCGCUGCUGAUGAUGAGAAUCCUUCGAUACCCCGUUUACUCUCUAAAGUUCCUUUGAUUCGUAAAUUCCUUGCACGAUUACUCUUCCUCGCCGAGAUGCCGUUCCGUUUCUUGCAUCAGGUUUGGCCAUCAGCUCACUCUCAGCGGAUAUUACAUGCCAUUGGUCACUUUGAGAUGAUGUCGUUUAUGAAUCCGGACCGCACAACAAUCGUCCGCUUGGACUGGCAAGGAAACAUUGUUGGUUCACUGCAUGGUUUCGAUCGGUCAGUGGUUUCAAUUUCACACGUCGUUGAAUUGGGCGACUAUCUGUAUCUUGGAUCACCGUACAACAAAUACCUGGCACGGGUUAAAAUGCCAAAAGUUCCCAAAAUCCGAGUACAAAAUGUUCGAUUUGAACCGGAGGAAGCUCCAACAACAACAACUACUCCGAAACCAUCUACAACAACUACCACAACGGCAAAACCUACGACAACAACUACCACCACAACUCCUAAACCAGUAACUACUACACCGAAACCACCGCCAACUACUACAAGCCCACCUACAACAACAACAACAACAGCACCAACGACGACUACCACAAAGCGAACCCCAAAAUCAACUCCAUCCCCAGAACAAGCUAAACCAACAAAACCAGCAGCAUCCACCGAAGCUCCAAAGAAGCAGGAAAAGCAGAACAAACCUAGCACCCCUCCAACCGUGACACCGGCGCCGGAAAAGAAACAAGCCCCCGCUCCGAUCCAUGAAAAAAUUCCAGACGACACACCCAAACCGAAACAGGAAAAGCUCAAGGUUAUUAAGCGUGGUGGCGAACAGGGUGAGCUCUAAUCCGUUCCCUUCUACUACUUGCGUGUUCCGCAGCUUUGUUCGGUAGAAUGACUGAGUUACCGAUAGCAAACGCACAUUUGUUUAGGUUUAGGACUGAUAGUCCGUACUGUCACUGUUGUACCGCGUGCAGGGUAGCAUCAUUCCAUGCUCCAGUGAGAUUGAGAGUUCACCAUUCCACCUUUUUACUAUCCCAGUGAGAUUUUCCUCCUAUAUAUUACAAACAACCCAGUUAAUUUAUUUCCCUCCCUGUGUCCUUUAUCAACUCGUUCUGUAGAGAUUUUUGGCAGCAAAUUUAGCGUAACAUUUUCAUGGUAGGCCAUUAAAAAGUUUAAUGUGAAAUUAAAUUAAGCUAAAGAGAACAAACAAUUGAUAUUCCGGUUUGGGAUGAUAGGGUUAAGAUUUCUUUCUUUCUUGGUCUGUGAGAUUGGUUAUAGGUUGAACGUCGUCAUAUUGUUUAUACAUAAUCACAUACUACUAAAAAGUCAGUAAGAAAAAUAAAAACUAGAACUUUAGGAUAUUUUUGUUUCUAACAAAA